AUGGUGUCGAUCAAGAAUUUGGUGUUUGGACUGUCGACUGCGGGACUUGCGCUUGCGCAGUCGACGUGUUCGAAUCUUCAGGUUCGAAGUGAGGGGGAACCAGCUGGUGAGAUUAGGAAUAUUGGUGGUUUCCCAACCUACCUCUCCUACCCGAGCAACACCACGAAAGCUACAAAAGCCAUCCUCUACAUCUCCGACAUCUUCGGUAUCCCGCGGCCAGAAAACCGCCUCCUCGCCGACUCCCUCGCCGCAAAUGGCUACCUCGUCGUCAUGCCCGACAUCUACUACAACGACUCCAUCCCCGUCGACACUGAUGAGUCCACUCUCGACCUAUCAUCAUGGCUCCCCAAUCAUCCCCCAGAAGGCGUCGACGCCGUUAUCAACUCCACACUCUCCUAUAUGCGCGGUGAGUUGGGUAUGCAGCGCAUUGGCGCAGUGGGCUACUGUUUCGGGGGCAAGUUUGUACCGAGAUGGUUGAGGGAGGACGAGGGUCUUGUGGAUGCUGGAUUCAUUGCGCAUCCGAGUUUUAUGUUGGAUGAGGAUCUGAUGGGUGUGGUUGGUGGAUUGAGUAUUGCAGCUGGGAGUUAUGUUGCAAGGGGCGGUGAUGGUGAUUAUGAUGAGCAUCAUGACGGGGAUGACAAGGCUAAUAUGUACACUCAAACAGCCGACGACCCAUUAUUCAACACAACUCAAGUCGCACGCGCAGAGGAGAUCCUAGCAGAAAGAAACUCGACCUUCCAAGUCAACCUCUACGCCCUAGCCCAACACGGUUUCGCCGUCAAAGUCAACGCCAGCAUGCCCGCGCACGUCUUCGCCAAGCAAGCUAGCUUCGUGCAGGCCGUCACUUACUUCGACAUGUGGUUGUAA
Plenodomus lingam JN3 is the source of this 867-nucleotide messenger RNA. NCBI's taxonomy places the organism in Eukaryota, Fungi, Ascomycota, Dothideomycetes, Pleosporales, Leptosphaeriaceae. The record is from RefSeq and is a predicted model, not a curated record.